AUAUUCCUUCAACCGGCAGAGGCAACAGUGUAAAAUCGCUAGCCUCGCCGGGUGCCUCAAUCGCUCGCUUACGGUAGUUCUCGUCGAUACUUGGCCACUCGCAAACGAAAUAUUCAUUACCAUAGCAAUAUUAAUCACAAAGAAACUCACUAUAAACUUAUUUUAAAAACACUUCAAAUAAAGCGUUUCUAUAUUUAUUUUCAACAAAAAUAAUUUUAAAAUACUAAUUUCAGUGCUAGAACUACUUAUGUUAUUAAGUUGCUUUUUUUUUUUCGUGUCUACUACUGUUUUUGGUGUUGUUUUUUUCCUAACUUUAUUAGAAUAAAUUAUUCAUAUUUUCUUACUGUUAGUAUCAGUGACAGUUUUUUUAUUUUUAUUUUUAUUUUAUUUAUUCUUCAUUAUUGUCACCAACAAUUUUUGUUUUUAUUUCUUCAGGAUUCAAGAACAGUAACAAGUAUCGAGUUGACAAUGCAGAAUAACGGAAUGGAAGGUGGAAAUGAGAUUAGUGUUGACAAAACUGGCUGGACGGUUGGUCUUAUAAAUGGCAAGUUCAAAUAUUUAACUGCAGAGACAUUUGGAUUCAAAGUAAAUGCAAAUGGUACAAGUCUGAAAAAGAAACAAUUAUGGAUACUUGAAGGUAGUGAACAUCAAGUUUUCCUUCGUUCUCAUCUUGACCGUUAUAUAGCGGUUGAUCAAUUUGGUAAUGUCACUUGCGUAGCCGAAGAACCAUCUGAUCUUGGAUGUGCUUUUCAAAUUCAGCUUGCAUCUGACGGAAGUGGCAGAUGGGCGUUAAAGAAUGUUCAACGUGGAUAUUUCUUAGGAUCAAGCCAAGAGGAAUUAAAGUGUACUGCCAAGGCACCUGGGGAUGCCGAAUAUUGGCUUGUUCAUCUUGCAGCGAGGCCCCAAAUAAAUUUUCGAUCAGCUGGUCGAAAACGUUUUGCUCAUUUGAGCGCACAACAAGAUGAGAUUCAUGUUGAUGCACCAGUGCCCUGGGGUGAGGAUACUCUUUUCACUCUUGAAUUUCGUCCAUCAGCAAAUUCUGAUGAUACAAUUGUCCAUGGUAAAUCUGGUGGUCAUUAUGCCCUUCAUACUUGCAACAACAAGUAUCUUGCACGUGAUGGUAAAUUACUCGAUAUUUGUACACGUGAAUGUCUCUAUGCUGCUGAAUUCCAUGCAGGAUUGCUUGCUUUGAGAGAUGUUCAUGGUGCUUACUUGGCACCGAUUGGUUCAAAAGCAGUUUUAAAAUCAAGAUCAACAACAGUCACAAGAGAUGAAUUAUUCUCUCUCGAAGAAUCUCUUCCACAGGCAUCAUUAGUUGCUGCAUUGAAUCAGCGUUAUGUCUCGGUGAAACAAGGUGUUGAUGUAACAGCUAAUCAAGACGAAAUAUCUGGUCAUGAAACAUUUCAACUUGAGUUCGAUCGUGUUACAAAACGUUGGUACAUUCGAACAAUGCAAGAUCGUUACUGGAGUCUUGAAGCUGGUGGUGGUAUACAAGCAUCUGAUCAUAAACGCAGUUCAAAUGCAUUAUUCGAUCUCGUUUGGCAGCAUAAUGAUGGGACUGUUGCAUUACGUGCAAAUAAUGGGAAAUUUUUAGCAACAAAACGAUCCGGACAUCUUUAUGCAAAUUUCGACCUACCAACUAGUGGAGACGGAGAUGCUUCUAAAUAUUAUUUCUAUUUGAUGAAUCGACCAAUUCUUGUGUUGCGAUGUGAACAAGGUUUCGUUGGACCUAAAAGUUCUGCCAGCCCAAAACUAGAAUGCAAUAAAGCUGGAUAUGAGACGAUUCGCGUUGAACGUUGUGAACGUGGAAUCGUUCGGUUUAAAGGACAAAACGGAAAAUACUGGCAUGCUGAUAGUGAAGGUGUAACUGUUGAUGCUGAUCAACCCUCUAUAGGGUUUUAUCUUGAACUACGUGAGCCAUCACGCAUCUGCAUUAAGUGCACAGAUGGGCGAUACUUGGCCGCUGGAAAAAAUGGAGCGAUUCGUCUUGGUGAAACUGACUACACAUCUGCCACCAAAUGGGAAUUUUAAAUGAAGAGGAAAAAAAACACUGCUCUAACUGUCCCACAAAAUUAAAUUCAAUAACGUCCUCAGCGGUGCCAAGUACUGAGCAAAACGAUUAGAUGUUACUAAUGAUUUUAAAAAAAUCAAAACUAAGCCAGUGAAGAAGAACUGAGAAUAAAAUUGAAUACAUUAUUUACAUUUUCAUGGCGAGCGUAUGCAAAUAAUUUGAAAUUAGGAAAAAAAAUUCCGAAAUAUUCAAUCCAUUCCAAUUUGAGUUUUUUCAACAAUUUUUAUACAAUUUUGUAUACUUAUAUAUAGAAACUUUGAAACAGGUUUUUUUAUUUAUGAGAAAAAUGAAUGAAUUUAUCCAUUAAAAAAAAAUAUUGCAUGCUUCAUAUAAUAAUAAAUAAUAAGAUAAAACAAAAAGAAAGAGUGAGAAUGUGUUUUUGCUUAUAUUACAAUAUUUUUGUAACCUGGGAUAUUCACAAAAAAGAAACACAUUUUAAAUUUUAAUAUCAAUUCAGGGCUUUUCAAUGUUAAUUAAGAUAUAUUUUCAGCUAUCAAACGAAAUUUUCUGAAAUUGUCACAGCAGAUAGUUUAUUAUUAAUACAGUUUUUUGUCAAUUCAAUUUUUUUAGAAAAAUUUGGCUUGUCCGCUUUCAAUAUAGGAAAUGUGCGGCAACAAAUAAUGCAAGUUCCUAGAUUCUAAUAAAUAUAAAUCUGAAAACCAAAUAAUUCUCUAUCUAGUAAAUGUUAUUCACAAAAUUUGAUGCAUUAUAUUUUUAAUAUUAUCUAUGCAACAAAUAUUUGAAAAAUAUCAGAAAGUAUUUAUAAGUUAUAUCUUUGAAUCGAUUAUUUUAAAAAUAAUUCAAAGUGGCUGAACAUAAAUUUUCAUAAGCACAAAUUAUAGAGGACAUUUUAUAGAAAGUCAUCAAUACAGCUCAUUUGUAAAAGAGAUUGUUAGCUAUAUAACAAUAAUUAGACUAUACAGUAUACAUAUUCUUUAUGCAGCAUAAAGUGUCUUACCCACUCAGUCUUUUCAGGUAAUAUCCCUCAGAUUUUUUGACUAAUAAACGUGCUGGUAUAGUUGAUCUCGGUACCAAAUUGUAUUGUACAACGUGAUAUCAUCUGAGACUGAGCCCACUUUGAGCACUUUGAAAUUAGAUACAACUGUGAGGUAGAGUAUUUAUAAUUUGCAUUUGAUACCGACGUGAACCUAGCAUACUUGGCAAUAUGAUUUUAAAUAAUUCAUCCUACGACAAUAUGCGAUGAAAAAAUUCUUGUGUUGCACGUAAUGAAUAACUCCAUCUAAUCUAGAAUAGAAAACUAAUCAAUUGUUAUAAAAAUUCAAGCGACAUACGAAAUAUGUCAUAAUAGUAAUACUAAUACUCGUGACAGGUUAUAAGGUAUGCGCAUGCGCACUCGCUCUUCCUUGGUUAUUAAUAUUCAGCUUUUUAUUAUUAUUUUAAUUAAUUAAUUACUAUUAGGCAAAUAACGAGGCAAUAAAAUUUGGAUCCAGCAAAUCAAACUACAAAUUAACGAUAAUAAAACUUGUGAUAAGUAAUCAGAAUUUUUGUUUCGGCUAACUUCCAUACUCAUUUUCAAUAAUUAAUGACAAUUGAACUAUUAUCAGGCAAAUUUUUUUAUUUCCAUAGCAAGUUCAGGCAAAUCGCCAGGUAUUAAAAAAAAUUUCCGAAGAUCAGGUAUUUCACACCCUUUCAGCUAAGUGACUACCACCCCCGUGGCCCUCGCGGUGAGAGACGUCGGAUUAUGUCAUUUCACCCUAUUCGUAUUCUUGUCCAAUUUUUGUCUAGUUUUGCCGAGUUUGGAAAUAUGGACUUAGAAAAAAAAAAAUAAAAAAAGGAACUUACUUUUGCCAAAUCGAACCACGCACACAAGGGGAAAUAAAGCCCCCUACUGCAACUACUUCUAGGCCGAUUUCAACUGAUAUUUUUGUCCUAUUUAAAAUUUCGAAUAGUUUUCAAGUAAUCGAUAUUUUUUUGAUCAUGUAUAAUAUUUUUCACUUAGCUGCUAGUUAUUUGACUUAGCCUUAAUAAUAGUCAAACAAGCAAUAUCUACCUUAUUUUGCCAGCCAAUUUUUUUACUUUUAGUCCAAAAAAAAAAAGAAUUGAAUAAGGCCCAAAUUAAA
This is a messenger RNA of Aphidius gifuensis, 4152 nucleotides long. RefSeq names its product protein singed (gene singed). Lineage: Eukaryota; Metazoa; Arthropoda; Insecta; Hymenoptera; Braconidae. Gene Ontology annotation, cellular component: cytoplasm; actin cytoskeleton. The record is from RefSeq and is a predicted model, not a curated record. The coding region runs from base 469 to 2031 and encodes 520 amino acids. Gene Ontology annotation, molecular function: protein-macromolecule adaptor activity; actin filament binding. Gene Ontology annotation, biological process: establishment or maintenance of cell polarity; actin filament bundle assembly; cell migration. The transcript is spliced from 7 exons.